CAGCGACUAUAAAAGGUGGCUUUGCCCAGUCGGCGCUUCUGGUUUCGACGCAGCAUAUGUGUCAGGUGUGACGUGAGCAUGGCGAAACUUGAACUGAAGCUGAUUGGAAUCGUUAUAUUCUUGGUAGCCGCUGUCGAGGCUCAGGAAACCCCUGCGGCUGAAUCAUCACCAGCAUCGCAAGCAGCUGGUGAAACUUCUUCAGUAACUGAAGGCACUUCUACCGGAGAAGUAACUCAGCCCAUUGUAGCGGGGUCGGAGGAUACAGAAGCACCCACAAAUAGCACCGAUAUUGUUGAUAGCCCGGACAACACAGACACAAACGAUCCGACUGGCGCCGAAAAUGGAGGAGAUCCAUAUAUAAAGCCGGGAAACCAUACAAAGGGACCUCGGCACGUCAGAGCACAUGAUGGCUUUCACAGCCUGAAGACGGAGAAACACUGGGCUCACUGGAACGACGCUUUUACCACAUCAGGUCCUUAGCUAAUUCUACCCACUAUACAAAAUAAUUUUGUAACCAAGCUCGGAAGAUCACUAAUUAAAAACUAGUAUUGAUACUUUUA
This is a messenger RNA of Drosophila yakuba, 560 nucleotides long. RefSeq lists its product as uncharacterized. The transcript is spliced from 2 exons. The record is from RefSeq and is a predicted model, not a curated record. Lineage: Eukaryota; Metazoa; Arthropoda; Insecta; Diptera; Drosophilidae. Bases 79 to 480 code for a protein of 133 amino acids.